AUGGCUCCCGCCGCUAUUGAAGAGAACCAGAACCAGCAACGUCCGGCUGAGACGUCUAUUGAUUACAGCAAGACUGAAUAUAAAUAUUCUCGCUACCUCCCUUACUUCACUCCAGGCCUACAGCCACCGCUCAAAGAAUUCAAGCAUGAAGACCCCGGUCUGCGCGCAGAUCCGUCAUACAAAGCUCUCAUCAGCGACGGAGUGACAGCCGUCGAGAUAACGCCUAACAUAGGCACAGAGCUGCAUGGUAUCCAGUUGAGUUCACUCAACUCUGCCCAGCGAGAUGAAUUGGCUCUUCUCGCCGCAGAGCGCGGUGUCGUACUCUUUCGAGACCAGGAUUUCGCGGAUAUAGCGCCUGAGAGGCAGCGGGAGUUUGGUGCGCAUUUUGGUCCCCUCCAUGUGCACCAGAUGGGUGGUCAUAUCAAGGAUUUUCCCGAGAUCUUGCCGGUUUAUAGGGACUUUGUGAGCGGAGCGCGCGACAAUGAGAUCUCAAACAACGUCAGCAGUAUCAAGUGGCAUUCUGAUAUGAGUUACGAGGUUAACGGAAUGGGAACAACCAUCUUCUAUCCCCUGGAAGUGCCCGCCUCCGGUGGUGACACCCUAUACCUGUCAACUACGGCUGCGUACGAGCAUCUCUCAGAGGACUUCCGCCGCCGUCUGGUUGGAUUGCAAGCAACGCAUUCUGGAUUCUCGCAGGCGUCUGUGCAUGACCAUCGAGAUCGGUAUAUCCGUGACCCGAUUGAGACUGUGCACCCCAUCGUCCGCACGCAUCCGGUGACGAAAAAGAAGAGUCUCUACAUAAAUCGGUUGUAUACCCGGAAGAUUGUCGGAUGGAAAGAAGAAGAAAGCCAAACAAUCCUCAACUUCCUCUACGAUCACAUCGAGAAAGGCCAGGAUUGGCAUAUCCGCAUCCACUGGACACCUGGGACGGUCCUGGUGUACGAUAACCGCAUUACGCAGCAGUAA
Messenger RNA from Aspergillus puulaauensis, 966 nucleotides. Its product is annotated as TauD/TfdA dioxygenase family protein. The coding region runs from base 1 to 966 and encodes 321 amino acids. The record is from RefSeq and is a predicted model, not a curated record. The transcript has 6 exons. Gene Ontology annotation, molecular function: 2-oxoglutarate-dependent dioxygenase activity. Gene Ontology annotation, cellular component: cytoplasm. Lineage: Eukaryota; Fungi; Ascomycota; Eurotiomycetes; Eurotiales; Aspergillaceae.